AUGGAAGGUUGUAGGAGAAUAAUAGAUUUUGAUGGGUGUUUUAUAGCCUGGGCAGUUGUUGACUCAGAGACUAAGCAUAGUUGGAGUUUUUUCAUUAAUUACUUGAAAGAGGAUCUACAGUUGGGUACUGGAGAUGGUCUUACUGUGAUGGCAGACAUGCAAAAGGGUUUUCAUGCUGCUGUAGAAGAAUUGUUACCCGAUACUGAGCAUAGGAGACGUGCAAGACACGUCUGGUCCAAUUGGCAUCAAGAAUGGAAGGGUGAAGAGAGAAGAAAACAAUUUUGGAGAUGUUCUAAGGCCAUUUUUGAAGUGAAAUUCAGGUCAGAGCUUGAUAAAAUGAGCAAACUUGGUAAUGAUAAUUGUGAUGAUUUAUUGCAUUAUCCAGAAAAAUCAUGGGUGAGGGCACACUUUAAAGAGCAUUCUAAGUGUGAUGUUGUUGAGAAUAACAUGUGUGAGACCUUCAAUUCAUGGAUCUUGUCUUGUAGACACAAAUUAAUUAUAACCAUGUUGGAGGAAAUUAGGAGAAAGAUAAUGACUAGACAAUGUGAUAUGAUUAAGUUUGCCAACACUUGGAUAUCUGAGAUUUCACCUAUGGCUAGACUUACCUUAGAGGAUAAUAAGGAAAUGGCUAGGGGCUGCAAGGUUCUUUGGAAUGCUGAUGUUGGAUUUGAGAUUGGAGAGGAACUAGAGCCUGAACACUUUGUGGAGCAUUGGUAUAGGAAGGAUACAUUCUUAAAGGCAUAUAGUUAUUUCAUCCAACCAAUUCCAAAUAUGAAGAUGUGGCCUGAAACAAACAAUCCAAAGAUUGAGCCUCCUACACCUAAACCAAUGCCUGGCAGGCCGAAGAAGAAAAGAACAAAAGGAAAAGAUGAACCAAAAAAGAUGAGGUAUGGAAAGGUGUCCAGAAAAGGGGGGAAAAGAACUUGUUCAAAGUGUCAUCAACAAGGACAUAACAAGAAAUAUUACAAGGUGCAGAAGCAUCUAGCCAAAGUUUACAACACCCUGCAGAAGCACCUAGCCAAACUGCACCUACAAGCUUAA
Lycium barbarum (goji berry) is the source of this 1041-nucleotide messenger RNA. RefSeq lists its product as uncharacterized. The transcript is spliced from 4 exons. Bases 1 to 1041 code for a protein of 346 amino acids. NCBI's taxonomy places the organism in Eukaryota, Viridiplantae, Streptophyta, Magnoliopsida, Solanales, Solanaceae. The record is from RefSeq and is a predicted model, not a curated record.